Messenger RNA from Coregonus clupeaformis (lake whitefish), 2349 nucleotides. Its product is annotated as zinc finger protein 443-like. Lineage: Eukaryota; Metazoa; Chordata; Actinopteri; Salmoniformes; Salmonidae. Gene Ontology annotation, molecular function: DNA-binding transcription factor activity; RNA polymerase II cis-regulatory region sequence-specific DNA binding. The transcript is spliced from 5 exons. The record is from RefSeq and is a predicted model, not a curated record. Bases 77 to 1792 code for a protein of 571 amino acids. Gene Ontology annotation, biological process: regulation of transcription by RNA polymerase II.
GAGCCACCUUCCUGUUCAAGUGAGCACAGCAGAAGUUCCGCAGAUCCAUUGUGUGAUCGUCACGGCAGCGAACCCCAUGGCGGACUCGGUGGAGACGUUCCAGACACACCUCACCUCUGUCAUGGACAGUUUGGUCCGAGCGUCGGUGUGCGAGAUCACCAAACUGUUCCAGGACACGGUGAACGACUAUCUGGUGGAAAUAUCUCUGAACAGGAAGGAAAUGGAGGCUCUGAAACUCCGACUCCGACUGACCGAGAACAAACUGAGAAAUGAACGCAAGUACGGGAUGGGGUUGGCAGAGAAUCGCCGCAAUGCUGGUUUGAUAGGGUCGGAGGACGGUGGGCGGAAAAAGCGAAAAAUUGAAGUGCUCCGAGGAAAGCAGAAGCUGGGGCCUGCGUUUGGAGGCGUGUGGGAGGAAGGAGGAGCAGCAGCCGGGCAAGUAGCGGGGGGAGGCUGGAAGGAGGCACGCCAGAUGUACCUCAUCCAGUUCCCUGGGGAGGAGGAAGAAGGAGAACUAUUGGAGGAGGGCUGUAUCUCGGGAGAGGGGGAGGAGACGGACAUCAUCAAAGAGGAGUCCGAUGACAUGGUGGAGGGGGGCUACCAGCCUGCGUCUCUGCGGCUGAUCAAGGAAGCCCUGAAGAUGGACCUACCCAACCAGAACUGCCAUACUGGAUCCAGAACCCACAGCGAAGUAGGAGACAUGGAGCUCAGCCCUGUGGCCCUGAAGCGGCCCCCAGCCGUGAGCCCUGAAGAGGAGGAGGAGUGGGACGUGGGGUCCCCUCCAACUGAGGUGUCAGAGGGGGGGCUGAGCCGGGGGGACCUGAGUGGGCUGGAGACGGCCCUGAGGGCAGAGAGGGGGCGCGAGCAGGCAGCCCUGAGGAUCCCCCCCACAGCAGGCUCCAACCAUGGCUCCAUGACCCCUGACCCGGAAGUAGUGGCAGGCAGUGAGUUCAGCCUGGGCCAGAAGUACAUUGGUCUGGAUGGGCUGGAACAGGGGGAGCUGGGGAGUCCCACAGCCUCAGAGAGGGACUAUGGAAAUUCCCUGCAGGUUCAUGGUGCCCGUCUGAAGGAAGGACAGGAGGCACUGCCAGUUUGGACUGGAGGGGAGCUGCAGCCACGCUGGCCCAAGAGACUGAGGGUUGGUGAGGGGAUGGGGGAGCAGGGAGGCUCAGACGAGGGUUUACAUCAACAUGCUCUCUCCCUGUCUGCUUCGGGUAGCGUGGAUGACAGUGGUGAGGAGGAGACGAUGGACCUGAUGCAUUUCUGCAUGCAGUGCGGCGGGGGCUUCGCCAACGAGGCUGCGCUGGAAGAGCACCCUUGCCCCCUGGGGGACGCCCACCUGCAGGAAGGAGGGACAGAGAACACCCUGUUCCCCUGCGCCUCGUGCGGCCACGCCUUCAGCCAUGCCUGGGCCCUAAAGAACCACGAGUGUGUGUGCGCGGCUGAACGGCCCCACCGCUGCGAGCUCUGUGGGAAGGGCUUCACACACUCUCGCUCGCUGGAGAGGCACCAGGUGGUUCACACUGGAGAAAGGCAGCACUGCUGCCAGCAGUGCGGAAGGAGCUUCAGUCGCCUAGGCAACCUGGAGAGGCACCAGCGGAUCCACACAGGCGAGCGUCCGUACGGGUGCGAGGCGUGCGGGAAGCGCUUCAGCAGGGUAGAGUACCUGAAAAGACACCAGCUGAUCCACAGUGGAGACCGAGACAAGGCCGGCAGCGCUCACCAGUGCUCCCAGUGUGGAAAGAGCUUCAGCGAACCAGAGCAGUUUAAAAAACACGAGUGCUUUUUAUAACCUUUGAUACGUUUGAUAAUUGAGAUUUACCAUGAUUUCUUUGGGAAGGGAAAGUUGAAAUUCCUGAUCACGGUAGAAGUUGCUUCCUAACCAGAUAAAGAUCAUAUUAAGAUCGACCUAAGAUCAUUUAACCCUAGCCUCAAUCCCAAAGUUGACCAUUAGAAAUUUGUAAAGCUCUGACCUUGUAUCAGUUGUUGCGGACAAAUUCUACAUACUCCAAAAAAGUGGAACAAAGAUGAUGGUGGUCAUCCAGGGAAAGGUUGAAAUGAACUAUCUACUUGUACAUAUAGAAAAUUGUGCUUUUAUUUAUGUUUCUCAAAUGUACAUUGUCUUUACAUCAAGAAAUGAGUAUUUUCACUGAAAAUCAAUCAUGGCCUUGUUUAUCUUGACUUUAUCAAUGAUAAUAACAUUUACAUUUACAUUUUAGUCAUUUAGCAGAUGCUCUUAUCCAGAGCGACUUACAGUUAGUGAGUGCAUACUAUAACAAUUUGGUAUUUUGUACUAUUCGUUUGUUUUCUGUAUUAUCCAUCAGGAAUAAAAAAUGUACUAUUCAGUGA